AUCCUGUUAUGAUUUAUGAUACAAUUCAAUUUGUUUCACAAGCAUGGAAUAAAGUUUCUGAAGAUGUAAUUAUUCAUUCUUGGCAAAAAACAGAUAUUCUUUUUUUUACAGAAAUUGACAAAUUUAUAGAUUCAGAAUCUCUUGUUGAUUUAACUAAUGAAGAAGAAAUAGAGUUAGAAAAUCUCAUUACACGAUUUCAAAAUUCAAAAAAUCCUGAAAAUCUUGAAUACUUAAAUAUUACUAUACAUAAAUUUAUUGAAAUUAAGAAUAAUUAUACAACAGGUAAAAUAUUUACGGUCAAAGAUAUUAUAGCAGAGAUACAAGAAAAUGAGUCUGAAGAAGAACCAGAGUGGCAAAUUAAACCUGUUACAGCAAUUUAA
Messenger RNA from Dentiscutata heterogama, 380 nucleotides. Lineage: Eukaryota; Fungi; Glomeromycota; Glomeromycetes; Diversisporales; Gigasporaceae. The record is from the annotation of a GenBank genome assembly.